AUGGCUUGCAAGAUUGAUAUUCGCAAAGCUUUUGAUACGAUGAGUUGGGAGUUUAUUCUGCAUCUUACUCCCAUGGAUUUCAGUAGGUCUGCGCAUUUUCCCACCCAUCUUCUCUACGCUGAUGACAUUUUGCUCUUCUGUAAAGCGUCGGUUAAGAACGCACGGAAAAUUAAAGAAAUUUUGGAUCUCUAUGGUGAGCUUUCUGGUCAGAUUUGUAAUCCGAAGAAAUCCCACGUUUUCUUUGGGUCUGGAGUCUCUAAUGUUAUGAAAAAUGGUGUGGUCAGAAAUUUGGGUUUCGCUUUAGGAUCCUUACCAGUUACUUAUCUAGGAGUUCCGAUCUUUCAUGGUCGUAUUCGGGCGUCCCAUUUUAUGGGUAUCCAUGACAGAAUUGUCAAUAAGUUCUCGAAUUGGAAGGGAUUACAGCUUUCUAUGGCUGGUAGAAUCUGCCUGGUUCGCUCUGUUAUUCAAAGUUCGGUCACUCACUCUAAGAUGAUUUAUCGUUGGCUAAAAUCUCUGAUUUACAGCCUGGAUAAGAAGUGUCGUAACUUCAUCUGGACUGGAAACGUGGAUAAAAAACCUUCUUGUCCGGUUAGCUGGUCCCGAGUUUGUGCUCCGCGCGCGGAAGGUGGUCUGGGGAUCAGACCGUUCUCGGCUAUGAAUAAAAGUUUCUUAAUGAAGAUCGCUUGGAGAAUUAUUCAGGGUAGGGAGUUUUCUCCUGCGAUUCUUUGCACUCGGUACUUGACGAGCUUCGGCUACGCCAAAACUUAUCUUGCUUCCUCUCCUGUCUGGACUGGUAUUCGGGGCCUUGUGGAUAACCUGGUUGAUGACUCUUAUUCUUAUGUUGGCACUGGUGAUCAUACUUAA
Molecule: messenger RNA, 864 nt
Organism: Salvia miltiorrhiza (redroot sage)
Lineage: Eukaryota; Viridiplantae; Streptophyta; Magnoliopsida; Lamiales; Lamiaceae
Exons: 2
Coding region: 1-864 (287 amino acids)
Source: RefSeq, a predicted model, not a curated record